This is a messenger RNA of Antrostomus carolinensis (chuck-will's-widow), 1044 nucleotides long. RefSeq names its product D-amino acid oxidase (gene DAO). Gene Ontology annotation, molecular function: FAD binding; D-amino-acid oxidase activity. The record is from RefSeq and is a predicted model, not a curated record. The transcript has 10 exons. The coding region runs from base 1 to 1044 and encodes 347 amino acids. Gene Ontology annotation, cellular component: cytoplasm. Gene Ontology annotation, biological process: D-alanine catabolic process; D-serine catabolic process; L-proline catabolic process. NCBI's taxonomy places the organism in Eukaryota, Metazoa, Chordata, Aves, Caprimulgiformes, Caprimulgidae.
AUGCGUGUGGCUGUCAUCGGGGCCGGCGUGAUCGGCCUCUCCACCGCCCUGUGCAUCCACGAGCAGUACCACAGCCUGGUGCCCUCCCUGGAGAUGAAGAUCUACGCGGACCGUUACACACCCCACACCACCAGUGACGGGGCAGCCGGCUUGUGGCAGCCCUACCUGAGCGACCACGGCAAUCUGCAGGAGACGCUCUGGAACCAAGAGACCUUCGAUUACCUCCUGGGGCACCUGGGCUCCCCGGCAGCCAAGGAAAUGGGACUCUUCCUCAUUUCUGGCUACAACCUGUUUACACAGCCAGUGCCAGAUCCACCUUGGAAGAACAUUGUCCUGGGAUUCAGGAAUUUAACACCAAAAGAGCUUGAACUUUUCCCUGGUUACAGCUACGGCUGGUUCAACACGGCGCUGAUGCUGGAGUGCAGGAGAUAUCUGCCAUGGCUCACCAAGAGGUUAACACAGAGAGGAGUGAAGUUUUUCCAUAAGAAGGUUGGAUCUUUCCAGGAGAUGUUUGCCCAGGGCGUGGAUGUUGUCAUCAACUGCACCGGGGUGCGUGCGGGGGAGCUGCAGCCUGACCCGGAGCUACAGCCCGGCCGUGGACAGAUCAUAAAGCUCCUGGCCCCAUGGGUGAAGCAUUUCAUCAUCACUCACGACAUCGAAUCCGGUAUCUACACCUCUCCGUACGUCAUCCCAGGGAGUGAGUUCACGGUCUUGGGAGGGAUCUAUCAGCAUGGGAACUGGAAUGAAGAAAACAGUGCCCAGGACCACAAAACCAUCUGGGAGAACUGCUGCAGGCUGCUCCCUGCUCUCCAGGAAGCAAAGAUCGUAGAGGAGUGGAGCGGCUUGAGACCCGCGCGUCCCUGUGUUCGCUUGGAGCGGGAGACCGUCCACCACGGGCACUUCCAGGCAGAGGUCAUACACAACUAUGGCCACGGUGGCUUCGGGAUCACCAUCCACUGGGGCUGUGCCAUGGCUGCAGCCCGGCUCUUUGGGACCAUCCUCCAGGAGAAGAAGCUGCUCAGCCCCCCACAACCCCGCCUGUGA